Molecule: messenger RNA, 1623 nt
Organism: Dichomitus squalens LYAD-421 SS1
Lineage: Eukaryota; Fungi; Basidiomycota; Agaricomycetes; Polyporales; Polyporaceae
Exons: 8
Coding region: 1-1623 (540 amino acids)
Biological process (GO): positive regulation of transcription by RNA polymerase II
Cellular component (GO): nucleus
Molecular function (GO): ATP binding; DNA binding; ATP-dependent chromatin remodeler activity
Source: RefSeq, a predicted model, not a curated record
AUGGGCGACGGCGGUCUGGAGAAUUCGCUUGACGACGCUGAGAAUGCGGAGCCGCAGUCGCUCGAGCAUCUUGCUCACAUCCACCUCCAACCUCCCACCCACGGGAAGCUUCGUGCGCACAUUGAGCUGAAGGCGCUGCGCGUCGUCGAUGUGGCAGCUGCGUGCGUCGCUGUUGGGAUGGCUCGUGCAUGGAACGCUGCUCCUGCUGAACCGCGCGGACUUCCGGAUGACGAGGGAGGCCGUCAUGCGUCAGGGCAAGGCGGUGCUCAGCUUCCACGCGCAUGCGGAGAAGGGGUAAAGGAGCAGAGGCGGAUCGAGCGGCUGGCGUCUGAAGGCACUGAAGAACGGCUCAUUGACACCGCGAAGGACACGCGCAUCACGCAUCUGUUGAAGCAGACGGACGCGCGCUUGGACUCGCUCGCAGGCGGUCGCGGAGCAGCAGCGGAGGGCCCAGUGAGCGAGGCGACGUUCGACGCGAAGGCGUUUAGUCAGGAGGAGGAUCAUGGGAAGCUGGGCUACUAUGCGGUCGCGCAUAGGCUCAAGGAGAAGAUUUUGAUGCAGCCGAGCAUCCUAGUGGACGGUACACUCAGGGACUACCAGCUGAAGGGUCUGCAGGGUCUGCAGUGGAUGGUCACCUUGUACAACAACAAUCUGAACGGUAUCCUUGCAGACAAAAUGGGUCUCAGGAAGACUAUCCAGAUGAUCUCGCCCAUCACCUUCUUCAUUGAGUCGAAGAAACACGGGUUCGCGAAGUGGGCGCCGAGCGUGAAGAUGAUCUCGGACAAGGGCAACCCGGCGCAGCGAAAGGUCCUCCAGACGGACCUCCGGACGAGCAACUUCCAGGUCGUCCUCACCACGUACGAGUACAUCAUCAAGGAGCGGAUUCAUCUCAGCAGGAUGAAGUGGAUCUACAUGAUCAUUGAUGAGGGCCACUGCAUGAAGAACACGGAAAUCUUCAAUUCUGGCAAGUCGUUCGACGAAUGGUUCAACACCCCAUUUGCGAACUCGGGCACGGGCGACAAGAUCGAGCUGAACGAAGAAGAGGCACUACUCAUCAUUCGUCGUCUGCACAAGGUGCUGCGUCCGUUCUUGCUUCAUCGUCUCAAGGACGUCGAGUCGGAGCUGCCGGACAAGAUCGAGAAGGUGAUCAAGGUCCGCAUGUCGGCGCUGCAGUCGCAACUAUACAAGCAGAUGAAGAAGUACAAGAUGGUCAUGGACGUCGAGGACGCCAAAGGGUGCGUCAUGGUGACGAAGGUCGUGGAUAUCAUGGAGGACUUCCUCAAGAUGAUGGGCUGGAAGUACCUCCGUCUCGACGGUGGUAAGAAGACCGAAGACCGUGCAGGUCAUGUCCAGCUCUUCAACGCUCCCAACCCCGAGUACAAGGUCUUCAUUCUCUCAACUCGCGCUGGUGGUCUUGCACUCAACUUGCAGACCGCCGACACUGUUGUUAUCUUCGACAGUGACUGGAACCCCCAUGCGGAUCUCCAGGCGCAUGACCAUGCUUAUCAUAUCGGUCAGACUGAGGUCGUCCAUAUCCUGCAGUUCAUCACGGAGAAGAGCAUCGAGGAGUCGAUGUUCGCGCGCUCUCAGUACAAGCUUGACAUCGAUGACAAGGUCAUCUAG